AUGGACCCUCUGGAUGGAUCAACACACAAGGACGGGGGCCAGAGGUCAAGGAGAACCUUCCGGAAGUCCCCGUCCGUGGUCUGCCUGGGGGCCUACCUGAGAUCCGCCCGCAUCCGGCUGCAACCGGUUCCUCCUAGUUCAGACCAGCUCCAUCUGGCUCAAUCGCUCCCGCCGCAGCCGGGCCGCGUGGCGAUCGUGACGGGCGGCACCGACGGGCUGGGGCUGGCGGCCGCGCGGCGCCUGGCGGAGCUGCGCAUGCGCGUCGUGCUGGCGGGAAAUAACACAUCCCGGGCGGAAGCCGCCGUCCGUGACGUCAGAGAGCAGACGGGGAACGACCAAGUGGAGUUCAUGUACCUGGACCUGGGCUCCCAGCACUCGGUGCGAGAGUUCGUGCGUGAGUUCAAGGCGAAGCAGAUCCCCCUGCACGUGCUGGUGAACAACGCCGGGGUGAUGAUGGUGCCACGCAGGCUGACGCCCGACGGGUUGGAAGAACACUUUGCCGUCAACUACCUGGGCCACUUCCUGCUGACCCUGCUGCUGCUCGACCUCCUACGCGCCUCGGGAACCCCGGACCGGACGGCCCGCGUGGUGAACGUGACCUCUGCCACCCACCACCUAGGCUACAUCUGCAUGGACGACCUGCAGGGCAGCCGGGCCUACUCCCCGCACGCGGCCUACGCGCAGAGCAAGCUGGCGUUGCUCCUGUUCACCUUCCGGCUGCACCGUGUGCUGGAGGCCGGGGAGGAGGAAGAGGAGGAGGAGGAGGAGGAGGAGGAGGAGGGCGGCCGCCAUGACGCCCCCCGCGUCUCGGCCCUGGCCGUGGACCCCGGCGUGGUGGACACGGGCCUCUACCGACACGUGUGGUGGGGGACGCGGCUGGUGCAGAGGCUGCUGGGACGCUGGGCCUUCAAGGGAGCAGGACACGCCCACAGUGAGGUAGACACGCCCACAGGGACGAAGAGGCGUCUAGGCCACGCCCACAAGGUGCUAGACCACGCCCACAAGGAGUUAGGCCACGCCCACCUCGGCGGGACCCUCCCAGGACACGCCCACAGGGAGCUGGACACGCCCACAGGGACGUAG
Messenger RNA from Dipodomys ordii (Ord's kangaroo rat), 1083 nucleotides. It is a transcript of the gene Dhrsx, whose product is annotated as dehydrogenase/reductase (SDR family) X-linked. The coding region runs from base 1 to 1083 and encodes 360 amino acids. The record is from RefSeq and is a predicted model, not a curated record. Lineage: Eukaryota; Metazoa; Chordata; Mammalia; Rodentia; Heteromyidae. The transcript is spliced from 8 exons.